AUGAAUAACAUAACAUCAUUGAAUGAAGAGCUUUUGAGUUUGAUUUUCCACAAUUUCAAAUCCAUAAAGCAGUUGUCUACAUGUGGACUGGUAUGCGAAUCAUGGAACGAGCCUGCAGCAAAAGAGAUGCUUGGUCGAACAAUUGUCAUCAAGACGGAACUAAAAGCUAUCGAGGUAUACAAUCAUCUGAUAAUGGAAUCCUCUAAAGCAAAGUAUACCAAACACAUGCACUUUGUAUUUAAUGGCGUGGAAUUACCUGUCGUUGUUGAAAAGCUUUUACGCGUUGCCCUAACACCCAAUAUUGAAAGAAUCUCUGGUUUUACAGAACCAGACGUGUUUUUCAAGACCAUUCAUGACAUGAUAAACUCAAGAAACUUCAAUAGAAACAAGCUAAAGGAAUUGCCAGCAUAUGCUGGUUCAAACACCAGCACAAGAAUCAGGAGACUGUGGCUUCUAAGACAAUCCAUCGAAUCAAUGGCAAUUACCUUGGGCGAUAGCCGACAUGAUGACGCUUGGAAGUUUAUUGAACAAUUAGAGCAAUGCAAAAGCUUGAAUUAUCUUCAUAUGAAAGGCUUUUUAAAAGGAAUGAACGAGCUGGAAGUCAUCUUGAAUCAUUGUCCGUAUUUGCAUGCAUUGAAAAUCCUAGAUUUCGACUUGGAAGGCGAUAUUUACCAUCACACAGUAUCCAAAGAGAAUGUGGAUGCUCGGGCCAUUGCUUAUGUGAAACAACAAGAUCAGCUCAAAUCAAUGUCGAUAGAUGCAACAUGUCGACCUGAAUUGUUGGAGUAUCUGAUCUACAAAUACGUGAAUAUCAAGAGUUUAGCCAUCCAAGGAAGCUUGUGGUUGGCAAGUGCCAAACAAAAUUUGCAAAAUGGAAACCUUGGCCGCAUCUUGGAUGCCAUUUCAGAAAUUGAAUCUGUAAAACUAGCGUUGAUAUUGCCAGCAGAAACAAGAUUGAAGGAUGCAGCAUUAUUCACGAGAGGACGAGUUGAAGACAUCCGGUUUGAGCUGGAAGAAAUCAAGGGCGUUCAGGAUAUUGUUCUGAAGGCUGAAUGGUAG
Mucor velutinosus is the source of this 1059-nucleotide messenger RNA. RefSeq names its product AMP_N domain-containing protein. Gene Ontology annotation, molecular function: protein binding. The record is from RefSeq and is a predicted model, not a curated record. The transcript has a single exon. The coding region runs from base 1 to 1059 and encodes 352 amino acids. NCBI's taxonomy places the organism in Eukaryota, Fungi, Mucoromycota, Mucoromycetes, Mucorales, Mucoraceae.